AUGAUGACGAGGUGUGGGAGGUCGAGAAAUCGCGCCACCUUCGUUCCUGCUGCCCCCGCUGCUGCCGGUGCGCCCCUGACGUCGGUGAUGUUGAAACUCUCUCCACCAGACGCCCCGACCAAGCUGCAGACCGAGCCACGUACACGCAGUAGGUCCCCGCAUAGCAUGCCCUUACAACAUAGACACCGUGGAUACCGUGGCAGUUUUCGGGUUGCUCCUCAACUUCCAAGGGCAGCUCAGCCAGUUCUUCCUCUUUUAUUUGGAACCUUAAAAGGCUGGCCGUUUUACGCAGAGUUUCUGUUUGCUUGGGAAGAACAUGGCAACGGCGAGGCCUGUCAGUUGGGUGUAGCCACAGGAUCAAAGGAUAGCCAGGAUAUCCAAUCUGUGCAGCUCAAGUUCUCGCCCAGUGCAGGAGCAAUGUUUCAGCAGCGACCAGAGGGCUCUUUCCGCAUGUGGCCCAUGGAUGAUCUUUGGGUGGAUGCUUCUCAGCCCGGAACCCGAACUUUCUUGGAAGCCGGUGUGUACAUAAGCGAUGUGGGGCAGAUUGCAUUCUACCGAAAGGGGCCUUAUACGCAGGAACACAAAGGUGAUGGUGAGAGGCAGCUUGCCUGGGAAGUCGCCGGUGGAUUUGAGUGUCAACCUGAUACUGCAGAGCCGGCAGAGCACUUCCACGUGGUCCUAUGUCUGUUAGAUGAGCAAACCCCACUCGAGGCAAACAUUUCAAAAGUUGGAUCCGAACCUCCUCUUCCUGUGGUGACUGCACGGCAAGUGUGGAUCCCAGAAACGCAUGCCCAUUAA
Messenger RNA from Symbiodinium natans, 798 nucleotides. Lineage: Eukaryota; Dinophyceae; Suessiales; Symbiodiniaceae. The record is from the annotation of a GenBank genome assembly.